Mustela lutreola (European mink) is the source of this 3770-nucleotide messenger RNA. RefSeq names its product ring finger protein 224 (gene RNF224). The transcript is spliced from 2 exons. Bases 1733 to 2185 code for a protein of 150 amino acids. The record is from RefSeq and is a predicted model, not a curated record. NCBI's taxonomy places the organism in Eukaryota, Metazoa, Chordata, Mammalia, Carnivora, Mustelidae.
AAGCCCCCCUGAGCCGUAGGUCUUGGGUCUGUCCAGAGACUGGACUGGAGGGACAGGAGCCAGGCCUGGGUUCAAGCUGUCUUGCGUUCCUCGGGGCUGAGGCCAGGGCGGGGAGGCAGAUCAGGCGGGGGACCAGGCAGGAGGAGGAUGCUACACGUGGCACCGGGGUGGGGCCCUGAGAGGGGCUUCAGGAGGAGGACCACGUUGGCAGGACCAUGCGGGUGGGCCUGGCUCUGACAGGUUUCUGGGAGUGGGAGCCCAGGCAGCCAGCGCCAGGGCCUGCCCAUCCAUGAGUCAGGGCCCUACCUUAGCCCAGGGGUUUUCUGGUUCCUCAUGAAACGGCCAGUCCGUAAACACGUGCCAUGUGUCCCCAAGCGGGCGGCCCACCCGCUGUCCUACCUCCAAGCCUGCACCUCCGGAGCCAGGGGAGCAGGAAAAGAGCUGCCGGGGGAGGCCCCUCAGGGGACUGAUCUCCCAUUUGUCUGAGAAGCACGACAUGCCGGCCUGGGGGGACACGGGGGAGACAUGCUGCUUGGCGCUGGGUCAUCUCACUGCUGAGGUGAGGCUGUGAUGCCAGGGCAAGGACUGAGCGGGAAGGCCUGUGCUGGGCACACUGACGUGUCCAGGGCCAGGCAGAGACAGCGGAGGAGGAAGCCGAGCUGGCCUUGCAGGAUGGACAGGUCCCGGUGCCAGCCCUCCCCUGACCCAGGGUGACUGUCCACAGGGCAAGACCUGCCUCUGGGUGUGGGUGGCCAUGUCAUUGGUCUGCCUGUGCAGGCUCUCAGGUGGGCCAGGUUUCCGGCCCCUGCCCCAUGGCUGGCCUCCACCAGAGGACGGCCCCACCCAGGCCAGCCGCAGCAACCUGCUGAACCGGUCAGGGAGGCAGCGGACUGCCAGGGCAGGAGGACUGAGGAGCCGCGCCUCGGAUUCUUGGCUUCCUUGCAGCUGAGCAGUGAGGGUCCCGAACCCAUCCUGCCCAAUCUCGACACACCCCUUUCUGCUAUGCCCGCCGUCAAGGGGACCAUGCUGGCCCAGGAGCCAUAGCCGGGCAGAUGCCGGCGGGGGGGAGGUGGCCUCUAACGGGAGUGAUCAGGGCUAGCCACAGUGUGUGAGUGGGGCUCUCCAUACCCAUGCCUCGGCACCUCCGUGGACUUCAUGGGGCUGACCGUGGCCCUGUAAUGGGGGCGCGACAGACCCAGACCCAGCAGGAGAAAGGUGCUGGGACAGAUCGGCGUGGACACACACACUGCGAUUGUGCUUGGGGAGAACGGGACCCCCCAGGGCUCUGAGCUGCUGAGGGUCUCAGCAGGUUACCUGGAAGGGGUGAUGCUUGAUCAGGGAGUUAAAGCAGCAUCCCCUAGGGCAAGGCCAGCAGGCUUGGGGACCAUAAGCAUUGGAGUGGCGUGGAGGCGGGACAGGCUGGCCAAGGUGGGGAGAGGGACCAGGGUGAGCUGGGAAGCCGGGCGUGGGGGGGUACCCACGGAGCCACAUCCGGGCACCGGGCGGGGGGCGCUUAUCUCCCCCGGGCUGGCGGUGCUGCUGGAUCCAGUUGCGUUGUGGCUGAAAGGGGAGCCCACACCGCCUUCAGCCGCCGCCCGCCUCCCUGCUGACUCGUCUGUGCUCUGCCAGUAAUGCGAGCCCCAGGGCGGGAGCUGCAGGGUGCUCUGGGGCCCCUCCCAGUCCCCCAGACGUCCUCCUGCUGGGCAGAGCUGGACCACAGAGCGGAUGCAGGAUGCUGCAGCCAGACAGGCCCCGGGCCUCUGAGGAGGGGACGACCGCGGGGUCCCGGCGGGGUGACUGCGUCAUCUGCUGCUCUGCCUACGACCUCGCGGGCCACCUCCCGCACCGUCUCUACUGCGGCCACACCUUCUGCCAGGCGUGCGUGCGGCGGCUGGACACGCCAGCGGGCGAGCAGCGCUGGAUCCCCUGCCCACAGUGCCGCCAGAGCACACCCACACCCCGGGGAGGGGUGGCCCUGCUGGACCUCGACCUGGCCGCCUUCCUGGCCGUGAGGGCUGAGCGGGAGCCAUCUCGCAGGGAGCCCCCUGCAGCCCCCAAGGGCAGUGCCACCAUCACUCAGCAGCCGGCCAGGCUCUGUCCCACCCUAGGCCCCCAGCCCCACUUCCCCCAGGCCCGGGGCUGCUGCGGUCUCUGCUGGGACGCCCCUGGCGGUCCCGAGGUCUGAGCGCUGGUGGCUGCCCCUCCUGGCAGGGGAGCUGCUGCCCACAGCCCAUCCCAGGAACCUCUACCCGCGGCACAGCCAGCCUGGAGCAGCCUGGGGGCCGAGGAUCGGGCAGGCUGCCCUCCACGGACUUCCCCAGGCUGCAGCCGCAGCUUGGAGGCUGUGCCCCCACUACUAGGAGACUCUGCAAAGAGGUGCAGGUGACCUCCUGCUGGUCUUGGCCAGGAUUCCAGGGCCUCAAGCUGGGCUGUGUGUAGGGGGAGGUUGCUGCGGUCACCGGCAGGCCCAGCCUGGGCCUGGGCUCAACUCUGAAGAUGCCUCCCUGGGGGUCCGGCUGCAGGCCAGAGGGUCGGGGUCUGGCCAAGUCUGUGCCUGGUCGUGCUGGAACCCGUCUCCCCGUCCCAGCGGUGUGAGCCAGACAGAGACAGACCACCUCCUUCACCCUCGGCCGGCCAAGCAUCCCCGUGAGGAUUACUCGCUCAGCAAAGCGCAGGGAGCGCCAGCAGCGCGUGGGCCGCUACUCCAGGAGGCUCUCCUGCAGGCGCAAAGUCCCUGCUAUGACAGGUGUCCGAGGAGAGGGCCCUGGUGAGGCCAGCUCCAGGCCCAGAGAGGGUGGGGGCCUGCCCAGGGCUGCACAGCCACCCCCCACCACGCACCCUUUUCCUGGUCCUUGGCUCCCUGCUGACUCACAGUGGCCCCACAUGGGCCCUUCCAAACCCUUCCGAGGGGUCAGAGCAGGGCCGGGGGCUACGGAUACAGACACCCUCCCAAGUCAGGCUGCAUUGUCCCUAUCCGCACCCGGAAAGGAGCUGUCCCAUGGUCCCUCAGAAGCCUCUGGGAGGGACUGCUGGGUCUGUCCUGGACAGUGGGUGCAGGACAGGGAGAGAGAAGAGAAUGUGCUGAGAAGACACUCAGAGACCUCCUCCUCCUCUGGGGCAAAGUCUCCCGGGCACACGGCGAUUGGUGGGCAGCAACUGGACCAGGGUGCUGUGGGCCAGCAGGCCCCCUGGGGUGACCAGGCCCAAGGGGGAGGGUAGAUGCCUGCCCCAAUAGGGGCAGCAGGAGAGGGGCUGAGCCUGAGAGGCCCCCGCAAGCCCCGGGGCAGUGGGGUCAUUCUCCUGUGAACAGAUGGGCUGAGUCUGUGGGUCCAGGCGGGGUGGGCGGUGGGCUGGGCAGCAGGGUGGCCUGGGGAUGGGUCCUGCCCCCUAGCUUGCCAAUAGAGGCAACUGCUCUCCAGCAUAACUGCCCACCUCUGGGGCCGAGCCCGCCGGGAGCUCUGCUGGGCCCAGCCCUGCCCUGAACCCGGAUCUGAACUGGGUGACUUCAGGGACUGGGGCCCUCCCCACCCACCUGGUGCAAAGGGCUUCCCGCCCACGGUUGGAUGGGGUAGGGAUGACCACAGGAAGGCCCGCAGGGCUUGGGAGGGGCUUCCCCAGGGGCCUCCCGGCCAACCAGCCAGAACACCAACAUCCUAUCCUUCCCCAGGCGGGCAGCGCACAGGGUCGUCACUUCCCAUCUGUGUCUGCUCAUGAGCCCGUACCCACCCCUGCAACAGCCCUGGGCUGGCGCAGAGCCCAGCCAGAGAGAG